This is a messenger RNA of Podospora anserina S mat+, 747 nucleotides long. RefSeq lists its product as uncharacterized. The coding region runs from base 1 to 747 and encodes 248 amino acids. The record is from RefSeq and is a predicted model, not a curated record. Lineage: Eukaryota; Fungi; Ascomycota; Sordariomycetes; Sordariales; Podosporaceae. The transcript is spliced from 3 exons.
AUGCAUCACCACCGUCGAAAGUCGGGCAACACGUCCAUGACCGACGUCCGCAAAGCAACAGUCGGUGCAUCAGACCCCAACUACAGGAAGCACUCAUCCAGACCUACCACCAUGACGAGAAGAAUCACACCGCAAAGCGCCCCAAAGCUGGGCAGGAGUCGCGAGGACAGAGAGAGGGAACUGGACGAUGAGCGCUGGUGGGAUGAGGAGCGGGAGAGCUUCCCGCAGUACUGCAUGGUGUGCGAGAAGCAAUUCAUUCCAGCCGACGACCAGAACCUCUACUGCUCAGAAACAUGCCGGUACGAUGACCAGGUUAGCGCCUCGACGGCGCCGAGCCGUGGAAGUCACCCACCCACUCAGUACCCUUUCUACUCAGGAGCUCCAGAGCCCAGAGAUAUCGUACCCCGCGCCUCGCCUUCAAGGCCUAGCUCUACGCACUUUUCCCCGCCCUCAACGGCCGUAAAUGCGCUCAAGUCGUCACUAUACAUCCGCCCACCGAGUCCCACGUCACCCAUGAUGGGUACCUCCCACAGCGGUGUCUGGUCGUUUGGCAGGGGCACUGCUACAAGCCCAGACAACUCGUACACGAAACCCAACUCGAGUUACUUUUCGACCACUUACGACGGGGCGUACUACGACCACUACGGCUCCUCGGUUGACAGACCUCUUCCGUCACGCAGGCCUGGUGUUUACUCCAGACCAAAGAGCAUCGAACUCGUCACACCCAUGCUCGCCUCCGGGAGGUAG